UGGGGACACAUGGAAUGGUUUGGAUUGAAAAGAGACCUUAAAGAUGGGCUGUAAAGGAGCCCACGUGGACAUGGGGCACGGGGACAUAUGGACAGAGGGACACGGGGACAUGGGGACACAGCCAGGACGCUGUGACAAGGGGCACAUGGGCAUAAGGAUAUGGGGACACACAGACCUGGGGACACAGAGACACACAGACAUGAGGGCUCGGUGACAAGGAACACAGACAUGGGGACACAAUGUGGGGACACACAGGCAUGGGUACAUGGGGUCACAGUGACAUGAGGACACCGGGACACGGUAACACAGGGACCCACAGAUAUGCGGACAUGGAGACCCAGUGACACGGGGACAUGGUGACACAGACACUGGGUGACACCCAAACAUCCAUCCCACUGGGUGGGUUCGCCUGUCCCACUGUCCCUGCCUGGGCCCCAGCCCGAUGCGUUCAGGAACGUGACAGCACCACGGUGACAACACCGUGGUGACACGGGGACACAGCCAUGCUGCGGCUGCUGGUGGCCAGUGCCCACCUCCCGGCAGCCACGGGCGCAGGACCCGGCGUGCACGUGUACGCUCGCUUCAGAGGUGUCCCCAGGAGCACCCGGGUGGUGCCGGCGGAGCGCAGCCCCACAUGGAACGAGACUCUGGCAUGGCCGCUGGCCACACGUCCCUUGCGCCCCACGGACAGCCUGGCCCUGCGCCUGCAGCUCUGGGGACAGCCGGCACCGCAAGGGCUCCUGGGUGCCACCACGGUGCCGCUGAGCUGCCUGGCAGAGGAUCCUGGGCUGCUACUUGAUCUCGGCCAGCUCCCAUUGCGGGACACCCAGGGACAUCCCACAGGAGCCACCGUCUCUCUGCGCUGCUCCUAUGUCCCCCCCGGGCAGGUGGCAGCAGGGAAAGCUGCGUCCCAGCGGUCGGAACGAGUGGCACCGUGCCCGUCCCCACCAGGUCCCAUCCCAGCGGUGGGGACAGCCAUGGGGGUGGCACCGCGCCGCCACCCCAAACCUGCAGCAGGGAAGAAGGAGGAUUUCCAGGUGCGGGUGAGGGUCCUCGAGGGCCACCAGCUGCAGGGCAAUGCCAUCAAACCGGUGGUGACGGUCCUCAUCGGCGAGCAGCGCUUCAGGAGCAGGAUCCGCGCCGGGAACAACCCCUACUACAACGAGGUGUUUUCUCAGCAUUUCCACCUGACACCCGCACAGCUGGCAGCGGUGCCCAUCCACAUCCAGGUGCUCAACUCCAGGGCCAUCCGCGCCGACGCCAUCAUCGGCGCCUUCAAGCUGGACGUCGGCACCGUCUACAACGCACCCGGGCGCAGGCUGAGCGGGACGUGGCUGAGCUUGCAGCACCCCCGGCACCCCGAUGCUGGCUGCUGUGGGUACCUCCGUGUCAGCGCGGCCGUGCUGCGCGCCGGCGAGCCCGUGCCGGAGCGGGAGGAGGUAGCAGGGAGCCGGGAGGUGGAAGCCAACCUCUUGCAGCCCACGCUGCUCACCCCGUGCGUGGCCACGCUCCAGCUCCGCAUCUACCGCGCUGAGGAGCUGCCCCGGGAAACGGGCCAUUUUGGAUGGAAAUGGUGUAUUUUUGGGGUGGGCGAGCAUCCCCCGUGUCAUCUCCCCAGGGCCGCCCUGCCCGUGCUGCAGGCCCAGCGCCCCGACACGCGGCUGGACGCGGAGCUGCGUGCCGCCCGCCUGCUCCUGCUGCAGCACCUCGCCUCGGCCGCCACUGCCGGGCCCCCACGCCAGGCCUGGCCCGCACUGCUCCCCGAGGCCGAGGCCUGGCUAGGCCGUGUGGCCGCCCUGCAGGCCGAGCCGCAGGCCGGCGUCCCUGAUGUGUUGCUGUGGUUGCGGAGCGGGACUCGGCGCUUGGCCUGUGCCCGUGUCCCCGCACACCGCCUCGCCUGCUCGUCCCGCAGCCCCGCUGCCUGCGGGCGGCUCUGCGGCCGGACUCACACCCUGAUGCUGGGGACCCCGGGCCACCUCCAUGCCCAGCUCCGUGUCCGGAUGUGGCUGGGGCGUGUGGCCGAGAGCCAGAAGCUGCCGCAUUACCUGGAGGGCCCCCUGCAUGUCUAUGCUGAGACGUAUGAGAACCAGAUGAAGAUCCUGGGCAAAUGGACCGGACGGGCGCUCCCGGGUCACCCUGGCUUCUCCGAUGUCACCGGCAGAGCGGGGCUUCCCCGCGAGCGCAUCCAUCCCCCCAAGGGCUGGCACUGGGACGGGCCCUGGGCUGUGGAACCACCACGGUGGCUUCUGUCGGACGCUGAGGCUGGCAUGGAGGAGGUGCUGGAGGAGGUCUAUGAGAACCAGAGCCGGCAGCACGGAGGGGAAUGGGGACCUGCCACCGUGCCCAGCACUGACGUGGCCGGCACGGCGGUGCCCCCCAAGGAGGAGGUGCCAUGUCCCCAAGGCUGGCACGUCACCGAUGACUGGCGGGUGGAGGUGACAGAGGCUGUGGAUGAGGCUGGCUGGGAGUAUGGGGUGAGCGUGGCAGCCGGUGACCCCUCACCUGCGUGGCACCCCAAAGAGGAGACGUACCACACGCAGCGGCGGCGGCGAUGGCUGCGCACCCGGCGUAGGGACAGCGGUGCCCAGGAACAGGAGCAGGACACCAGAGUCUUCCUCCAGCGGCACAGCCCCGAGGCUCCUGAUAAAGCAUGGGAGUACGCGUCCCUGUGGGGCGGCUGCUUCCACCUGCAGCGCCGUGCGGGUGAUGUGUGCCGGCGGCGCUGCUGGCACCGGCGCAUGGUGCCAGAGCAGUCCUCAUCCACAGCUGCCAUCUUCCUCCUCGAGGGCACAGCGGAUGCAGAGGCGACGCCAGAGGGCAAGCAGGUGGCAGCAGCACCCAAAGGCCGGGGAUGCUCUCAGCACCCCAUGCCUGUCAUUCUCUGCACCUUCCAGAGACCCAGCUCUUUCCAGCUGCGCUGUUACCUCUUCCAAGCACUGGAGCUUAAGCCCCACAGCACCAAAGCUACAGCAGACCCAGUCGCCCACGUCUCCUUUGUACACGUCAGCCAGAGCACCCGCGUGCUGCCCGGCACUCUGGACCCGGUUUGGGAUCAGGCACUGCUCUUCCACCGGGUGCUGCUCUAUGGGGACCCCCGGGGGGUGCGGGACGAGCCCCCAGCCGUGGUGGUGGAGGUGUUCGAUCAGGAUGGAGGGGGUGCUGGCAGCUUCCUCGGGAGAAGCAUGUGCACCCCAAAAGUGUGGCUGGAUGUGGGGCGCCGGCAGCCCCCCCGGCUGCAGCGAUACGCACUGGAAGGGCCGGGGGGCCCGGCUGGGGAACUGCUGGCUGCCUUCGAGCUGCUGCAUGAGGCCGAGGACGGGGCGGUGGCACAGAUCAGCACCCCACCGUGGAGACAGGGCACCUUCAGCAUCCCCCCGGGCAUCCGGCCGGUCCUGCGGCUGAUGGCACUGGAGGUACUGGCAUGGGGGCUGCGGGGGCUCCGUGGCCGCUCCCUGCUGCCCGUGCGUGCCCCCAGCCUGGAGGUGCAGUGCGGGGGCCAGGUCCUGCGCAUCCCCCCCAUCACCGACCUCGCCACCAACCCCAAUUUCCCCAUCAACACCUUCCUGCUGACUCUGCACCUGCCAGUGGAGGAGGAGUACGUGCCCCCGAUCCGGCUGCGGGUGCUGGACACACAGGGCUUCGGGUACCGGCCCCAGCUGGGCCAGGCGUGCGUGCAGUGCCAGAUGUGGUUCUGCCGUGAGCCCGAUGGAGAGGAGCGGCUGCCCAGACCUCGUGUCCCUGCGUCCAGUCCCAAUGCCGCCGCUGCCUGGGGCAGGAUCGCUCAGAUGCUGCCCAGGGUCACUGCCGAGAAGGGGGAUGCAGGCAAGGAUGCGGAAAGGGAGGAAGAGGAUGAGGAAGAGGGCGACUGGUGGAGCAAAUUCUACAUGGCCAUGAGGGGCACGCCCAAAAGCCACCGGGGGACACACAGGGACAGCCUGAAGGUGUACAACUGCGAGCUGGAGGCGGUGCCCAAAUUCGAGGGGCUGCAGGAUUUCUGCCAGACCUUCCCGCUCUACCAGCCAGGGGAAAAGCAGGGGGACGACCCCGUGCCCGUGGGUGAGUUCAAGGGGCUGUUCUGUCUCUAUCCCCUGCCCGAGGACCCCGGGGUGCCCCCGCCACCCCGCCACUUCCAGGAGCUGCCCCCCAGCCAACCCCAGCAGUGCCUGGUGCGCGUCUACAUCGUCCGCGCCUUCGACCUGUCCCCUCGUGACCGGAACGGGCUGUGUGACCCCUACGUUCGCAUCUCGCUGGGGGCGAAGACGCUGGGCCAACGCGACCAGUAUGUGCCCAACACCGUGGAACCGGUUUUUGGCAGGAUGUUCGAGGUGACAGGCACCAUCCCGCUGGACAAGGACCUGCGGGUCUCGCUGCUGGACCACGACCUGCUGCCGCCCGACCAGGAGAUCGGCAGCACCACCAUCGACCUGGAGAACCGGCUGCUGUCCCGCUUCCGUGCCCACUGCGGGCUGCCCCGCCUGUACCGCACGUGGGUGCCCCCCAGAACAGGGAAGGGGCUUUGGGACUGGGAGUGUGGGGAAGGGGUCGGUAUGGAGGGAUGGGGACGAGGAAGAUACGGAGGGCACUGGGAUAUGGGGACAAAAAGAUGGGGACACAGACAUGGGGACAUGGAGAUGGGGAGGGCAUUAGGGGCAUGGGGACAGGGAGGUACAGGAGGAUGGGCACAAGGGUAUGGGGACAAGGGGGAUGGGGUGGGCACAGGGACAUGGAAUCUGAGAGGGCAUAGGGAUGAAGGAAGAUGGGGAAAAGGAGUAUGUGGAGGGCACAGGGUGGCGGGGAUGAGGUGGGUACAUGGGGAUGGUCUUGGGGCUGGGAAUGGGAGAUGGGAUGGGGACCGAUUGGGUACAAGGGGAUGGGCACAGGGGAAUUGGGAACAGGGAGCCCCACACCGUGCCUGCAGGGCUGGCCCUGGGCGCUGGCGGGACCAGCUGAGCCCCAGCCGGGCCCUGGAGCACCUGGCUCGCACCCGGGGGCUGCCAGCACCCGAAUUCAGCGCCGAGGGCACCGCCGUCACCUUCGGGGGCUGCACCUUCCUGCUGAGCCAUUUCGAGAGCGGUCCCCCCACGUACCACCACCCCGGGGCGCCCUGGGAGCGCCUGGCCCUGCACGUGCUGCACGCGUGGCACCUCGUCCCCGAGCACCUGGAGACCAGGACGCUGUACAACAGUGCCCAGCCAGGGCUGGAGCAGGGCAAGGUGCAGAUGUGGGUGGACAUCUUCCCCGCCAGCCUCGGCCCCCCCGGGCCCCCCGUGGACAUCACUCCCCGCAAACCCCAGAGGUACGAGCUGCGCUGCGUGGUGUGGAACACGCGCAACGUGGACGCGGGCGACAUCAGCACGGCGGGGCAGAAGAUAAGCGACAUCUACAUCACCGGCUGGCUGGAUGGGCUGGAGGAGCAGAAGCAGAGGACGGAUGUGCACUACCGCGCGCUGCAGGGCGACGGCAGCUUCAACUGGCGCUUCGUCUUCCCCUUCCAGUACCUGGUGGCCGAGCGGCGCUGCGUGCUGCCCCGCAAGGAGCAUUUCUGGAGCCUGGAUGAGACCGUGCUGAAGCUGCCCCCGAAGCUCAUCCUCCAAGUGUGGGACAACGACAAAUUUUCGGCCGACGAUUUUUUGGGAGUCCUGGAGCUGGAGCUCACCCGGCUGCCCCAUCCAGCCCGGCGGCCGCAGGACUGCGCCCUAAAACCACGGCCGAGCCCCUGGCCCUGGGGGAGGACGCAAGGACCCCCCCACUUCUCCCUGUUCCGGCAGAAGCAGGCGCGGGGAUGGUGGCCCUGCACGGUGCACGAGGGCGGCACGCAGCGCCUGUCGGGCAAGCUGGAGCUGAGCCUGGAGCUGCUCAAUGAGAAAGAGGCAGAAGAGAGACCAGCGGGGAAAGGCCGGGAGGAACCCAACACGUACCCAACCCUGCAGCCCCCCGUGCGGCCGGACUCAUCCUUCCUGUGGCUGUGGGCCCCGCUGCGUGCCCUGCGCUACGCGGUCUGGCAGCGGCACCGCUGCCGCAUCACCGCGACCCUGGCCCUGCUGCUGCUGCUCCUCCUGCUCCUCAGCUUCAUCUACUCCGCCCCGGGUUACAUGGCCAUGAAGCUGGUGAACCCGCUGCAGGGGCUGCACCUCUUUGGUGCUGGCAGCAAACACUGAGGGGCCACAGGACAGCCCGGGUCCAUCAGCAAGGACAGGGAGCGCCGAG
Messenger RNA from Numida meleagris (helmeted guineafowl), 6207 nucleotides. RefSeq names its product fer-1 like family member 5 (gene FER1L5). The coding region runs from base 504 to 6158 and encodes 1884 amino acids. Gene Ontology annotation, biological process: negative regulation of phagocytosis; T-tubule organization; monocyte activation involved in immune response. NCBI's taxonomy places the organism in Eukaryota, Metazoa, Chordata, Aves, Galliformes, Numididae. The transcript is spliced from 42 exons. Gene Ontology annotation, molecular function: calcium-dependent phospholipid binding; calcium ion binding. The record is from RefSeq and is a predicted model, not a curated record. Gene Ontology annotation, cellular component: membrane; cytoplasmic vesicle; T-tubule.